AUGUCUCCUCCUAACACUGAUCUACUAGAUUUCUUGUCCGCCGAACUCACUCAGCGGGUCAAGGAGCACAUGAACCAAGCCCUGCUCCAGUUUAUACGACCGAAUUCCGCGUCUCAGUAUGCUCAACAUGCUCCCGAGUUGGCAAACUUCCGCGAGGCCAUCGCGCAUAGCGACUCGAAGGACGAUAUUGAUUUUCUACGCAGCUUCCGAGAAUUUGUUCCCACCACAGACUAUGAGCCUUACAAGCCAUACAUAGCAAAGUUUUUUGCGACCCAAUGCAAGGAGUCUGACGUAACAGACCUGUUCGCCCCAGGACUGCCUUACUGCUUAGCCAUGUCCAGCAUGACAUCUGGCAAAUCAUUAAAGAUGUUUCCAACAUACUGGCCCGCUCCGCACUUGUUGCACCACCCUCUAUAUCUGUCGCUUCCUCAUUCAGAGGGUAGUACCUUAUCACCAUCUUCUUUGAGUUUCGGGCAAGUCCUGAAAUUGCAUGGUGAGGACGGUCAGAGCUCCAAGACGUUGCCGGUCUGCUCUUUAACCGUCGGUUUUCUCCGAAUGCAAAAGAAUUGGGACAUCGAGUAUGAUAUGGACAGACUCAACUUGUGGGUUCCGGGGAAAACAGACCCAUACGCGAUUUCCUUGGUGAAGGGCUUUCGUGCUUUCUUCCUUUUGAACGCGCUAUUUGCACUCGCUGACCGUCGGGUGACAACCAUUCGCUUCCUCUUCGCCAAUGUAUUCGUCAAUCUAUUGCAAUACAUAGAGGAGGAGUGGACUCUACUUAUCGACUGCAUCGAGAAAGGGAUCAUUCCAGAUAUAGAAAAAUUAGACCAUUUGCGAGAACCUUUGGAGGUUGGAUGGGCCGUCCGUGUGUGGCCUGACUUGAAAAAGUUCAUCGGGAUCACUGGAGGCUCCGCUGCUGCAUCCGUUCCAAAGGCACGUCAAAUGUGGAAGGUUACUCACACCCUUGGACCUUCUGUCACGAUGCAGGCUCCUUGUUAUGGCAGUUCAGAAUGUUUUAUCGCCGUACCAUAUUUCAACGGCAACCCUAAUACCGACUUCAAGAUGGUGCCCGUAGAUGGGGUCACCGAGUAUCUGGAUGUGCGUUCCAACGAGCCUUCUGAGCGUGUAUUGUCCGCUUGGGAGCUUGAGACUGGAGGGCAUUAUGAGCCCGUCUUGACGACCCGCAACGGCAUGUGGAGAUACCGCAUUGGCGAUGUCGUCGUCGUUAAAGGCUUUGCGCCAGACGACGGAUUACCCGUCAUCAAUUACCUUCAUAGGCGAGAUGGCUCGCUUAAUCUGGCGUAUGGAUCAACGUGUACAGAAUCGCAACUGACGAACGCGAUCGUAUCUGCAUCUGAACGAUGGAUCGGCCAGAUCAUAGAUUUCACUGUUGUAGCUGACGACCGAAUCGCUCCAGUUACUUAUGGGUACUUGGUAGAGAUUGAAGGGGAAAUAGGAAAGGACGCGAAAAAGGCGGUACAGCAUACUUUUGAAGACCUCGCGAAAAACAAUGAGUAUCAUCUUGCGUUUUUGCAAGCGAGAAGAAGAAAGCCAACCAUCCGUCUCGUGGAGAGAGGCACGUUCACAGAAUAUCGCAGGCAGAAAUGCGACAAGACGAAUAUCUCGAUGGGCCAAGUGAAGGUUCCCAUCGUCCUAUCCAACGAGACGUUUAAGGAAUGGUUCCUGCAGAGAGUCGUCAUGGAGCUGUAAGGUAUUACACAAGAGUCUAAUUCGAUUUUGGUCGUUGAAAUUGUUGUCGAGAUGUCGAGGGUCUCUUGUACUGAUAAGCAUGUGUAUUUCGAUUUUUUUUGUUCUCCGCGGGCGGCCUCGCAACCAAGAGAACCGGAUAAGCUUAGCUGCUUAAAG
This is a messenger RNA of Suillus discolor, 1866 nucleotides long. Its product is annotated as GH3 auxin-responsive promoter. Gene Ontology annotation, cellular component: cytoplasm. The record is from RefSeq and is a predicted model, not a curated record. Gene Ontology annotation, molecular function: acid-amino acid ligase activity. Bases 1 to 1710 code for a protein of 569 amino acids. The transcript has 7 exons. NCBI's taxonomy places the organism in Eukaryota, Fungi, Basidiomycota, Agaricomycetes, Boletales, Suillaceae.